Sinocyclocheilus anshuiensis is the source of this 13237-nucleotide messenger RNA. RefSeq names its product probable E3 ubiquitin-protein ligase HECTD4. Gene Ontology annotation, biological process: glucose homeostasis. Lineage: Eukaryota; Metazoa; Chordata; Actinopteri; Cypriniformes; Cyprinidae. The transcript is spliced from 72 exons. The record is from RefSeq and is a predicted model, not a curated record. Gene Ontology annotation, molecular function: ubiquitin-protein transferase activity.
GCUGAGCUGAGAGGCUGUCGAAUCGAUGCGCAGCGAAAGCCAGCGAGGCCUCGCAUCGCAUCGCAUCGCAUGGGCGUCGUACAUCAUCUGCGCGAGCGCUCAGUGAUGAUGCGGACAUCUGUCGCCGGCGCGCGCUGAAUCUGAUCCCGUCGCGCGUUGAAUUUAAUGUUUGACCACUUUGCCCUUUUUCCUCGGAGGAGAAAGCGAUGGGAUCGGGUGCCGUGGAUUCCUCCCAGUGGCUGUCAGUGAAGGAAGAGACUAUUUUCCUCCACGACGGACUAAUUCGGGUCACGGACCUUGCGGAGCUGCCCAGCGAGAUCGGUGUGUCCGAACAAGGGGAGUCCGAGCAGGAGAUCUUGACAUUCGAGACCAAGAACCCAGCGGAGCUUGCCGAGCGCCUGCGAGCCGUCUGCGGAAACCAGAGCAACGCUUACACCAGACUUUUGGAGUACCGUCUCAAUGCUCUGCGCGGACUGUGGGGGGCGCAGCGACAGCUGGCCCUGGAGGAGCAGCAGGAGCAUGACGGGGUCCUCCCAGGGAGCGCCGGAGGGGCCGACGAGGAGACGCUGGCCCUGCUUAAGCGACAGGGCUUCCUGCAGCCUCAACAUCACCACCAUCCUCACCACCCUCCGAUGGCCGCCGGCACCGAUCAGGCGCCGUUUACCUCACGGGUCGGCCUCCUGUUGGUCUUUCCACUACUGCAGUCGCAAACUCGGCACGACCCUGCGCUCUGCGGCGUCACCGCUGAGGUCCUGCUCGCGUGUCUCUGCGACUGCCAGCCGCUCAGCCUGGGCAAGGAGCCUGCAGACUGCCUUAAUGGCCUGGAGAGGUUGCUUUGCUCCUGGUUGGAGGAGAGGAGUGAGCCGGAGGGAACGGCACAGGCGAGACCACUGCUCACCCAACAGCAGAGGCAGAACGCAGCAGCUGCUCUAGUGGCUCUAUCAUGUGCAAGGGGUUCCCUCAAAACGUUAAUUCACACGGUCCACCUGCUGCAGAAACAGGCAGACCUGGGUCAGCUUCCAGUGGCGGAUGUUCUCUACAGACUGCUGCUUCUUGAGGGAGGUCCAGGCUCACCGUCCUGCUUGUUAGGGGGGAAACACAGUGUUUCGUGGGGCUUUGAGGACAUGCUGCCCACGCCAGAGAGCAGCGCCGCUGGAGCAGAGAGCAAAGACUCAGACCUGGGCCGCAGCCUGGCUACAGAUGGUUUCUAUCUCUACACGACAAACUCUUUUGGGAAGGGCUUAAGCAAGCUCGGCUCGGGGCAGCAUGGGACGCUGAGGGGUUUUGUGUACUGUCGGAACGAGGAACUGGAGGCGGGGUGGUUGGCGCACAGCAGUGGCUUUUUGCUCCACCGUCCAGCCUCUUUUGACACCAAACCUCAUCAGCUGUGCCACGUCAUCGACCCCUUCACACUGCAGGUUUCCCAAGUAGUAGCGAUGCCGCUUCAUCACUUCCCAGUGGGCAGCAGCUUGACCAGCCUGCGUCUGUGUUCUGAUGGGACCUUCCUCUACUGGGUUUGGUCACCUGUCAGCAUCAACGAGAAAACCCAGAAAGGCCACUCUGUCUUCAUGGAUGUCUUCCAGCUAACGACUGAGUUGGGUCUAUGUGUGGCCAGUCCUAUUCAGGAUCGGGUAAUCCUCUCGCGAAAGGAAGGCGAGUCAUCGAAGUGUUUGAAUGAGCUGCUCCUGAGCCGUAUGUCCCGCUUUCGUGCCUCGCACUCGUCCACGCUGGCUGCUCUCACCGGCUCUGCCAUCACCAACCCCGUCAAAGAGGAGCAGUCGGUUGUCAACACAAGCUGUGGUCUGUCUAUAAAAGCACUGAGGAAGACGCCGAUGUACGUAUGUGGGACGUAUCUGGUGAUGCUGACGCCCACUCCAGGUGUAGCUGGGAGCUCGGCCACCCGCUCACUGUUCGGUGGCUCCAGUGGCCUUUCUUCCCUCAAGAUCUUGGCGUCUAGUUUGGUGUUUAACCUGGCUGACGGUCAGUUUAGCAGUCGUGCUGAUCUGGUAGAUGCUCCUGGAAGUUCUCUGGGUCGCGGGGCUCAGGUUGCAGGACUGGGGGCCUGUUAUGAUGCACUUAACAAUUUAAUCUGGACGUGCUCCAGCGACUACAUGGACCAGUGGUGUAAUCCUGGGAAUCAGGCCUUCCAUCAUGUGUGCCAGCGACUGGGCGUCAGUCACGUCAUCAGUCAGCCUAAAGAAGAGAUGAUAGGCACAUCCAAAGUGAUAAACCAGCUGCUCCAUCAUGUUGGCGCCAUGUGCAUCCAUCAGCUCAACCUGCUGGAAGCCAGCAGUAAUCUGCACCUGGGACCCUUCAUAGGAAAGCAGCCCAUGGAGGCCUGUCACUUCAGCUUCAUAUGUGACGUCAUGGAGAAGGCCAUGGUUAACGGAGACACCUGCAUCAUCCGCUGCAUUCUGGUCGUCUUUCAGGUUGUGUUCCAGUUUUUUAAUCUAAAUGCAGAGCAGAACCGAGACUGUGUGAAGCGUUCUGGACUGUUGCUGUGGCAGUUACUCAUGGCUCCUCACGAUCAGAUAGAGCCGGAAAUACAAAGAGAAGUGUGUCUCGCCAUCAGCUCCGGUUUAAACACCUUGUACCAGAGCGAAUCGGAGUUGAACAACCUGCUCAAAUUUGUUUUCACAGAGGGGGAGAAGAACAGUGGUUUGUCUCAAUUGCGUGAUGUUAUAUUAAACAACCUUGCCAACCAGUUACAGAAGAACCGCUUUGGUAGUGAGGAUGAUGACCACUACAGGCUGAAAGAUGAACUGUUGCAGUGUAUCUUGAAGACUGUAGUGCGUGAGUCGUGUCUGCUCAUCACCAAAUGUCAAACCGUUUCCAAGGAAGACCUUCAGAAGCUUCUCUCCACUGUACCUGCAGCAUCGCCAAGCUUGCGUUAUUUAAUGGCUGUGCAGAACCAUUUGCUCAGCAACACCAUCCUGCUCCACCCGGAUGACAUUGAUGAUAGUGACAGCUCCCUACAAGGGGAAACAAUGAAGGUACAGGAGCUGCAGACCAGCAUCCUAUCACUAGCCUCUAAGAUCCUGGUUGGAUGUGAUGAGGUUCUGGAGACGCUUCAGCAAGUCACCAGCUCCCUCAUCAACAGCAGCAUCAGCGAUCGAGAGGCCAGACUGAGAGGACUUGAACAGGUGACGAAGGCCACGAUGUUGGGUCACUUGUUGCCAGUCCUGUUGACGUCACUGAUGCACCCAAACCUACAAACCCUCACACUCGCUGACGCUCUCAUGCCACAGCUGGUCCAGCUGGUCCUCUAUACUAGUCAGACUGCUUUGCUGUUAAAGACACAUUCACCAUUAUUUGUUGAGAAUUUGCCGCUAAAUCAAAGCCCCAAUCCACCCUCGUUAAAUGACAGUUUCCAGAUUCUGGAAGAGAGAGAGGAGCCGGGCUUUCUGACCGGCCUGAAGAUCCCUGCCCCAUGGGCUGCUGGGAAAACCGUGGAAACUGUUCAUCCGGUGCGAGAUAACUUCAAGUUUAAAGAAACAGUGCACAUCCCUGGAGCUCGGUGUCUCUACCUCCGCUUCGACCCUCGCUGCUCCUCACAAUACGACUAUGACAAGCUGGUGAUUUACGCUGGGCCAAACACAAAUAGUCGUAAGGUGAGUGAGUAUGGAGGAAACACCAUGGGUUACGGUAGCCGCAGCGUCUUAGGAACCGGAUGGCCCAAAGAUCUGGUCAAGGUGGAAGGAGAUACUGUGACGUUCUCUUUUGAGAUGAGAAGCGGACGCGAGCACAACACCCCAGAUAAAGCCAUGUGGGGUUUCUCAUGCACUGUCCGAGCGCAGGAGUCGUCUGAGGAUGUGUCCGGCGGGCUGCCCUUCCUGGCUGAUCUAGCGCUGGGUUUAUCUGUGCUGGCCUGCGCCAUGUUACGCAUCCUCUAUAACGGCCCUGAUAUCACACGAGAGGAGGAGGCCUGCCACGACCUGCUCUGCUCCAAACUACUGCAGAGGUGUCAGUGGCAGGUGGAGGCUAAUGGUGCGAUCUCUCCUGCCCUCACGCCGUCUCCGUCUCCUCUGCCUCUCACCAUUGAUGAGGAGCGAGAGUUCACCUAUCCUUCAGACGUCCUCAUGCCGGGGGCUUGCUGUGAGCUCCCCCGCAUCCACUUACCCCCGGGCAUUAUGGGCCGCCUGAGGGAGCUGUCUGGGAGAGGCCGGCCUCAGUUUCGCCCCAGCAUCAAAGAGGUGAUGCGUCCUGAUGUGAUGGAGGAAGUGAUCGUGUCGUGUGUCGUAAAGCACCUGGGUCUGGUGGAUGCGCUGCAGUCGCUGGUGAACUUCUCAGAUGCAUGCUGUGUGAUGCUGUUAUUAUCUCAUAUGCAUGCUGUGUGAUGCUGUUAUUGUAUGCUGCGUCUGUGUUUGUUUCAGAGUGUAGCUGAACUGGAGCAGAAAUGGCAGAAUGAAGCAGAAGAAGCUCAGCAGGGCAAACUGGAGAACAACUCUCCCUUCUUCCACGACUAUCACUUCUUUGAGAACAAAAUGAAGGAGCUGGAGCUUCUGUGUUCACUGAAGGAGGUUCCUCUGGAUUGCACGGAUCCAGUAAACGCUGUGAUGGCUCUGAGAGAGAAGUUUUUCCAUGAGGUGAACUCCAUGCAGCAGCAGAGAAGCUCCGUCUCGCUGGUGAAAACUAAAGCGCUGGUGAAGAGCCUAAUCAACCGCUCGGAGCUGCUGCUGCAUGUUACCAUCGCACCGCAGUGCAAGAGUCUGUCCUCAACACCAACAUGCACACCAGCCUGUAAGUCGGUGUCAGACACCAAAUCGAUGGUUCCUGUGGUGAAGCAGCCCGUGUUCCUGCGCAGUAUGUCCGCUCCCUCAGAUCUGGAAAUGAUUGCCAACAGUGAUGUGGAGUUCACACAUGGAGCACAAAGGAGGCACCUGCAUCCAUCCAGUCACCGGAGCAGCUCUUUUACUCUGCUGCAGUCGUUGGUCAUCGAAGACAGCAAGGACAAGCCCACGUACAGCGUGCUGCUGGGACAGCUGUUCGCCUUCAUAGGAACCACUCCUGAUCAGACCGUGUCCAGCAGCAGCUUCCUGUCCGCGGCUCAGACGCGCUGGAGGAGAGGCCGCACCCGGAGACAGGCUCUGGUUCACAUGAGGGAGCUGCUCACCGCCGCUGUUCGCGUCGGAGGAGUCACACAUCUGGUCGGCCCCGUCACCAUGGUGCUGCAGGGCGGACCGCGAUCGUUGCAUCUCUGCUUUGGAGCUUCAGUUGCCCCAAUCGCCUGCGCCAACAGCAUCGGCCUGCUGUGCACCAUCCCCUACACCAGGAGUGAGGAGCAAUGUCUGGUGCGCAGCGGUCUGGUUCAGCUGAUGGACAGACUGUGCAGUCUCAGCAGUCAGAGAGACAGCAGCUCCAGUGAGAAACAAACCAAAAAACAGAAAGUAGCUACGAUGGCCUGGGCUGCUUUCCAGGUGCUCGCCAACCGCUGCAUCGAGUGGGAGAAAGUCGAAGGAGGCUCCACAGACGCAGUGCAUUCUGGACUGGCUCGACAGGUGUCUAGCCUGCUAACCAAUCACCUGGCUCGCGCGACAGACUGCUGCGGGAACCAAGCGGCGGGAAACGACGCCCUGCAGGAUGUGCUCAGUUUGCUCAACGAUCUUUCCAGGAGCCACAUUGGCAAAACCAUCCUGAGCCAGCCUGCCUGCGUGUCUAAACUGAAAACAAGAUUAUUUUACUUCGUUUUGUAUCUAGACAUUUUAACGAGUUGUCAGACGUUGCUCUCCCCCAGCGCCUCUGAGGCCGACACCAGUCUGACACGGGCCUGUCCCAAGAGCAGCGCUAAGACCGACAGAGACGCUAGCGAGGAGGGUGAAGCCGUGGAUGGCAAGCUGUCCAUUUUCAUCCAUAAAAGAGAAGACCAGUCGUCCCAUGAGGUGCUUCAGCCGUUACUCAGCAGCUCAGAGGGUCGUCCUUUCCGCCUCGGCACCGGAGCGAACAUGGAGAAGGUGGUGAAGAUGGAUCGGGACAUGACGAAGAGCGGCUGCUGUGAGGUGAUCACGGAGGAGGCUUCGUCUGCUCUGCGGAAAGCCAAUAAGUGGGCUCAGUCUGGGCUUAUUGUUAGUGUGGGUCCUCCGAUAGAGAGCACAGGCCAGGAGAAUGCUGGGAUAUCCACCACAGGUGACAAGAAGAAAACCGCCCAGUCCACAGUGUGCAGAGAGAGGAACGCUGAGCUGGCUCGCUCGGAUCCGGUGCGUCCCUUCAUCAGCGGUCACGUGGCGAACAGCAUGGCUGCGGAGGUCAUCGCUCUGCUGCACAGUCUCCUGACCGCGCCUGAGUCCAACACGGCUCAAAUAUGGACCAGCACCGCAGAAAAGGUGUUGUCCAGGGCCUUGAUGUUCAUCCCUCAGUUGGGAAAACACGCUGAGAGUAUUCUGGAGAGCGGCAACAGCAGCGGCAGGAGGCUAGCCAAGCUGCAGGCCAUUGGCCGACAGGCCGUGGCGGCUCUCUGCGCACUGGGAGGAUUCAAGGAGACCAUCAAGAUCGGCUCUGAAGUCCAGGUGGUGGGUAAAGGUGUGUUGGACAGUGUUGGGGUGGUCAUGUCCAUUAAUGAGCAGGAGGGGAUCGCCACGGUCAGGUUUCCUUCCUGCGAGUACCGGCGCACCUGCAAAGCAUCGGAUGUCCUCACCAUGCCCAUAUCCCGCCUCUGCACCCCUCGCUCUGAGGCUCUGCCGCUGCUCAAGCUGUCCAUCACAGAGAAGGUUGUUCAGGCCGUUCAGUCCAUGCUGCUGCCGCAGGAGGGCAGUCUGUCCAUCCACACGUCUCUGCCUGCGUCUGGAGACGGAUCCAGUCCUGUGAUGGCUGCGGUGCGUCUUCUGGCCGAGAUCAGAACCAGGGCGUGUUUGGUGAUGGCGCAGCUGCUGGAGGACAGCUCGUUCUGUGAGGAGUUUAUUCAGCAGUGUCCCGCAGCGGUGGAGGUGCUCAACCUGAUCGCUCAGGAGUGCAGUCCUGGAGAGCGUUUAGUGAUGGUUGAGGCUCAGUGUGAGCGGGUUCGGAUGCUGUAUCGAGACUGCGCUCGUCCUCCACCUCCUCCAGUGCAAACCGAUCAACGACAGCCUAAGGAAAUCACGUGGUGCCCGUCGCGCGUCUUCCCUCCGGUGCGCGCCUGCAUGUUCUCCUCACACUUGACCUCCGUGACCUUUCUGGCCGAUCCGAGCGCAGGCUGAGGUCUUCCCAGAGGAACGUUCAUCUACGCCACUUCACCUGUGCCUGUCCAGGCUCCUUCCUUUUACUGGGAGAUCGAAGUUGUUUCUUUCGGAGACUCGGAGGAUGACAGCGGCCCUGUGGUGUCGUUCGGUUUCUCCCCGGAGGCCGAGAAGAGAGACGGCGCUUGGACCAGUCCUGUGGGCACCUGUCUAUUCCACAAUAAUGGGAGGGCGGUACACUAUAAUGGCUCCAGUUUGCUGCAGUGGAAGAGUGUGAGACUAGACGUGGCUCUACUUCCUGGUGAUGUUGCAGGCAUCGGUUGGGAGCGUUUGGAAGGCACUCCUCCUCCCCCCGGCCAGCCUCCCAAAGGAAGAGUGUACUUCACCUACUGCGGCCAGCGUCUCGCUCCUUAUCUGGAGGACGUGGCCGGAGGCAUGUGGCCUGUAGUCCACAUUCAGAAGAAGAAUACGAAGAUUCACGCAAACUUCGGCUGCCGGUUGUUUGCGUACGCAGAGGGACAGGCUCACCGAAACGCCGCCGAUCUCUGCAUGGACCUCUCAGAGGAGAUCAGCGCCAACUUCGAGGCUCUGCCCUUCGCCAUGGCCUCCGACAGUGACAACGACGCCGGCACGAGCGUGGCGUCUGACUCAGGGUCUCACGGUCCCCCGUGUCGCAUCGCUGCGGUCGUCACAGCACAGCAGCAGUACAGCAGUGAUGCCUCUUGUCACUAUAAGGUUGAACUGAGUUAUGAGAAUCUGGUCGUCUCCGGGCCAAACGCUCAUCCGCCACCGAUUGCUGAUGAUGAGAGCGAUGAUGAAGAUGAUGAAGAUAUUCCUAGGGCCAGUGAGCUGGUGCAGGUGGAGACGUAUCUCCGCAGUGAGGGAGUGUUAGUUCGGUACUGGUACCCCAUUGAGACGCUGGAGAGGCCGCCGGCAGGAUCCCGCAGGGCUGCAGCGAACGGCCUGGUGUCUCUAGACAGCAGCAACAUCCAGAUUCACCGGGAGCUGCUGCGCUGUGAAAGUGCUCUGGCGCGUCUCUACUGCCGCAUGGCAUUGCUCAACAUCUUUGCUCCCAAGAGCCCUCACACAUUCACACGUCUCUUCCACAUCCCCGCCGUGCGCGACAUCACACUUGAGCACCUGCAGCUCUUGUCCAAUCAGCUGCUGGCUCCGCCUCUGCCAGAUGGCAGAAUCAGCUCAAACUCUAUUCUGCUGGCUCAGUCUGUCCUCCACGAGCUGCAGGGCGAGAGCUGCUCCCCGACCGAGCUCUUCUAUCAGGGAAACGCUCAGAGCAUCCGCGAGUGGCUGACGGUGGCCAUCAGCAGAGCCCUGCAUCAGGGAGAGGACAGCCUCCUCGAGCUCACUAAACAGAUCUGCUGCUUCCUGCAGAGCGCUCCAGAGCAGUUCACACUGGAAGAGUUUCCCAUCACAGAGUCCAAGGUCAGCAUGGACGUGAACUUCCCUGGUGCCGCCUUUGUGGUCGUCUCUUGCAAAGAGAGCCAACUCAGCUGCCGUAAAGACUCCUCUCUAUACAAGGCCCCUUGGACUCGCUUAAUGGUGUAUGGACUUGGUCAUAAGGUUCGACGAAACGGCCAGUUGAAUCUGAUGGAGGCAGUGUGCUACCCACUGGAUGCCUCCCCGUCCAAUACAGGACUCACCCCUCCACCCACAGCCAACCAGUAUCCCAGCAUCAUCAUCCCCACUGACAAAGUGCAUGUCAAACUAGGUGUAUCUCCCCCUCCUGGUGCAGUGCUGGUAUUGCACUCGUUGCCUCUUGAGUUUCCCUUGGCCAUGGCCUUUGCUGAACAGCUGCUAACCUACACCAUAGGGGAAACCAUUGACCGCUCUGAGGAUGAGCUGGACACUGUGCCCACUUCUGUGCUAAUGCAGGUUGUAGAGUUGCUGGGUGGGCUUCUGUGGACCACCGAUCUUGCUCCGUGCAUCAAGGAGCUGAUCUUCCACUUGCUUGCGGAGCUUCUCCGCAAGAUCCACGCCUUCGAGCGUCGCAAAACCCCCUCGGGGCUGUCUAGCCACAUUACAUUGCUUCUCAACCCUUGCCUAACAGUCCUUAUGGUUCUUCAAUCCGAGCUACGAAAACUUUACGACCACGAGACCCAAAACUGGGGGCCAGUUAGCGGAGGUUCCUGCACUUCCGCAGCGGGUAGCAGCGGAGCGCUUGCGCUCGUUACCGAGCGGAGCCGUUUCUCAACCUACUUCCAUGCCCUGAUGGAGGUGUGUCUGGCAGUCGCCGAAGUAACUCUGCCACUCAGUACGGGUGCGGGGACAUCGGUAGUAGGCGUCCCCUCGUCUACAAGUGCCACCAACUGUAGCGAUUCCUCAUCCUCUUCAUCAUCCUCUCCGGGCCAAACGCCCCAAAGUCCAAGCUUGCUUUCGAAGCGCAAAAAGGUGAAGCUAAAGCACGAACGGGCAGCGGUCACAGUUGCAUCGGCAGCUGUCGUCUCAGGGAAACAUGGUUCUGGAAGUGGAGCGAGACCAUCAGAAUGUGACAGUGCUUUACUAAACAUGGCCGGAGGGAAGCCAGAGGACAUGUUGUGGUUUCACCGUGGGUUGACGUUACUCUUGAUUUUGCGGCACCUUGCUAACAAGGACCCGCAAGGUCUGGGCGUCACUGAAGAUGCGGUUGCAGAUGCUUGCCAAGCCUUGGUUGGCUCCACCGCUCACAGUCGUUUGCUUGUGCUCUCAGGAAUCCCCACUCACUUGGAGGAAUCCGUGGUGCGCAAUGCAAUCCGAAGGGCUUGCAACGCACACGGCGGUCUCUUCAAGGAUGAGAUCUUUAUUCCUGUUCAAGAGGAGGACCCUAAAAAAGCCAAAGCUGAAACUUCAGGUAUUCUCCAAGAUGCAAAGCGAGAUUGCACUGCAGGAAGCCCAAAUAGCAACAGCUCAACGCCAGCAAUGAGUGCCUCGGCUUCAGCGAGCCAGACAUCGGUCUCCGGCUCUUUACAGGGAGCUUCCAGGGCUUCCGGUGAGCUGCUAGUGAACCAAGAGUUGGUAACCCCUCAAACAGCACCUUCCCAGCCACAUGCACCGCUGGAUCCCCACACGGUCUCCAGUCAGGAGAGUCUGGAUGUGUCUCUUUGUAGCACAGGAAGUCAAGGUAGUCUCGGCAGCAUUGGGGAGCAGUUGGAUAGUGGUGCGACGUCAGUCUCAGAUGGGAGCUCCAUGUACACAGUUGCUUCACCAGACAUCCAUGCCAGUGUGACACGACCAGUCAAAGGCUAUGCUGUCAUAGAGGUGAGGGCACGGGCCCAAGUAGAGAAGAUUCGGGCCAGUCUUUUUAACAGCAGUGAUCUCAUUGGCCUUUCUAAUCUGGAAAGAGAGGAGGAGCUAAUGGAGAUGACCAAUGAGGAGAUCCUCACCGCCUCCAGUGUAAAUCAGAGUUUGUUUGACACACAAGGGAGUUCAGCCUUGGAGGAGUACUUCCUUGACAAAUCGAUCAGAGGAGAUAAAUUGGUUCCUGAAGCACGUGAUGUGCUGACAGACAUCUUUAAGAGCUGCAUUUACGCAGAGCAGGUGCUGAGCUCCGUACCAACAAAACCAGUGAAAGUAUCGGACAUUUAUCUGAGCAAAGAGCAGAUCAACUCUCAGACACCAGGAAACCUGCUCCACGUGUUUUUUACACACAUACGGCCUCCCAAGAAGGUGCUUGAUGACCAGCUCACGCAGAUUCUCCGUAAAUAUGGCACAGUAAAGCCCAACAAAAACAAGCACAGCAAGGCAGGCAAAGAGCAGCACCAAGGCAAAGUGGUCAGCACAAAAAGACCCAUCACCAAACCCCCGGCCAAAGAGAAGUCCAUGCUGAACAGUGUUAGAACUGUACUAAGUGAGAAAAAAACAGUCCUUAAGCCAAAAUCUCCAGAGAAGACCAAACCUGAUGAAAAAGACCCUGAAAAGUCUCCUGCCAAAAAGCUUGAAGUGCCAGAAGAGAAGUUUCUGACCCUGGAAGGUUUCCACAAGUUUACUCUAGACAGAGCCAAGCAGGAUAUUCGCAGUGUUUGGCGGGCGAUCCUGGCGUGCGGUUACGACCUACACUUUGAAAGAUGCACGUGCAUCGACUCCCGACACGCUCAGAAAGCCAGUAGAAAAUGGACCUUUGAGAUGGACUUUGCACUGGUCCAGUUUGCUAACCGUCUGUGCCGACACCUGGCCAUCACUCCUGCACGCUUGCAUCCUCAUGAAGUUUACCUCGACGCCAAGGACACCGCCGACCCCCAGGUCGCAUGCUUACUAGGCGUUCCAGUGGAGAGUUUGCGUCUGCGGUUUGCUUUGCUGCAGUCGCUCAACAGCACGCUGGAGAGCUUCUUCCUGCCGUUAGUCGAGCUGAGGCUGACGCAAACCUAUCAAAACAGCAUUGCGACGCUUCUGUGCGAGGCCAAAGGUCUGAUUUUUUACGACACCAAAGUGAGUUUUAUGAACCGGGUGCUGAACGCAAGCGUCCAGCGCACAGCGGAUCACGCCGCUCCUGAGAUCACGCUCGACCCGCUGGAGAUAGUGGGAGGAGAGAUGCGUGCAGCAGAGAACACGUACUUCUGCCAGGCGGCGCGUCAGCUGUCCUGCGUCCCGUCGUCUCAGCUGUGUGUUCGGAUCGCCAGCGGAGGAGACCCCACCUACGCCUUCAACAUCCGCUUCACCGGGGAGGAGGUCCACGGCACCAGCGGCUCAUUCAGGCAUUUCUUGUGGCAAGUCUGUAAGGAGCUGCAGAGUUCGGCGCUCUCUCUUCUCCUUGUGUGUGCGUGUUUUUUAAAAGGAUGCUGGUGUACUUCUUUUGUUCUCGUAUCGUCACAGUUGGCCGAUGAGGCGGAGCUGGAAGCAUUGUGUGCUGAAGUCUCGUCGCAGAGCCAAUUGAGUGAGAGCCCGGAUUCACCGAGCCGUCCCUGCUGCACAUUCACUUACAUCACCAUGACCGGAGAGGAAGUAGAGCUGUGCCACGGAGGAAGUGACAUCGCUGUCAGCUGGGAGAAUAGAGAUGUGUAUGUGCGAGCGGUGCGAGAUCUGCGCCGGCGGGAGCUGCAGAAUGUGGAGUGUAUGUCGGCCGUCCGCGCCGGCCUGGGCUCCAUCAUACCCCUGCAGCUCCUGACCUUACUGAGCCCCGCUGAGAUGGAGCUGCGCACCUGCGGCCUGCCGGACAUCGACCUGGAGUUCCUCAAGGCUCACACUAUGUAUCAGGUGGGACUGAUGGAGACGGACCAGCACAUUGAGUUCUUCUGGGCUGCGCUCGAGAUGUUCACGCAGGAGGAGCUCAGCAAGUUCAUCAAGUUCGCUUGCAACCAGGAGCGAAUCCCCUUCACCUGCCCCUGUAAAGACGGCGGCCCCGACACUGCUCACGUGCCCCCCUACCCCAUGAAGAUCGCCCCGCCUGAUGGGGCGGUGGGUUCCCCAGAUCUGCGUUACAUUCGCGUGGAGACCUGCAUGUUCAUGGUCAAGCUGCCGCAGUACUCUUCCCUCGACGUGAUGCUGGAGAAGCUGCGCUAUGCUAUCCACUAUCGCGAGGAUCCUCUCAGCGGUUAAACCUGAUUCCUCAGAUCCCCGUCGACCACACGACCUUAAGUGAUUACUUCAGUUCUCGCUUCUUCUUCAAGAAUAGUCAUGAAGGAACUUGAUCAGCCCAGACCAGCUUGCCUUUACGGAGACUAGCGUUAGCGUGCGUUUGACGGCGAGUUUGACAGCAGCUCGCGGUGGUGAAGAGUACGCCACAAUUUUAUAAAAUGACCUACAUGUGCUGUUCUUCAACAAAUGUGAAGGAAAUGGCACUGUAACUGCUUUUCUCCCUUUUUAAACAUUUAAUCUCUCUCUAUCGCUCUCCCUCUUAUUUAAUCAGUCUUUCAUCAUUGCAUUCCCAGUGUGCCUCAGCACCUUCUCUCCAUUAGUGACAGUGAUUGUUGACGCACAUUCAGCUACAGAGAUGCCGAAUUUAGCUUUGCACAGGACUUAAACGUUCCGCUCAAAGUUAUACUUGCAUCUUUCAGUAUACAUUUGGGGUGAAUCUCACGAAACCGGUCAAGAACAUGUCCAAAAAAUAAACCCUUUUUGUACCAUUUUUUGUACCUUUUUUUUUUUUUGCAUAUUUCCCC